UUGGUCACGGGAAAGGAACAGUUCGAGUUCAACCGGGCUCAGCCAACGGCCAUUUGGGAAGAAACUCGCCCGUCGCACAUGCACAUACAGUAGGAAGGUCCUUCCGUAGAUAAAUAGAGCGUAAUAGAGUAACGUGCGGGUAGUGAGGGCGGCUCUUAUAGUUCAUUACAGCGGGUGUCGAUGCACAGGAUUGCACCGCUUUCUCGCACGCGAGCUCAGGCUCUUUCACUCCGACAAAGCGGUCCGUCUUUCUUUACCUCCAGAGCAUAUAUUCGCGCAAGUGGUGAAAUGUCGUCCGUCCGGUUGGCUUCGGCCAAGAGGAUAGAUCUUGUCCGUUCGCAUUUGUCAGGGUCCAGUAGGUUAUUCAGUACGACCGCUGCAGUACUCAGUGAUUCUGACCCAGAGCGGGUCUGUAUUGGAGAUGUCUGCAUCAAUAUCACUCCCGCACGCCAACCCCAGUAUGUUCCGAUUGAGGCUCUGUUGUCUAUGGACCGGCAGGAUAAUCUAGAACAUCUCCAAUGGAUGAUGAGGAAAGAUCUUCUUGGUCAGGACAUGUUCUUGAUUGGUCCUCCAGGUCCAUUGAAGCGGCAUCUGGCCUUGACCUACCUCCACCUGACCGAUAGAGAGCACGAAUACGUCGCCCUGCAUCGCGACACAUCCGCAGAGUCAGACCUGAAGCAGCGACGAGAGAUCGUCCGAGAGUCAGGGGCAAUAGGUCUCACCGCACAAUGGGUAGAUGGAGUGGCAGUCAAAGCCGCGAUAGAAGGCCGCGUGCUGGUCAUUGAGGGCAUCGAAAAGGCGGAACGGAACGUAUUGCCUGUGUUGAACAAUCUGCUGGAGAACCGAGAGAUGUCCCUCGAGGAUGGCCGACACAUCGUGCACCCUUCGCGCUACGACGCGCUCCUCAAAGACCAUUCGAAAGAGGAACUAGAUUCCUGGCGAUUGGUGCGGGCGAGCGAACACUUCAGGGUCAUUGCUUUGGGCGUACCGGUACCUCCUUAUCCAGGAAACCCGCUGGACCCGCCUUUCCGAAGUCGGUUCCAGGUUCGUUAUGUCGAAUCGCCUUACGAUGGGUCAGAGGGUCGGUCGCAUGUUGUCGGGGCAGCGGAGCCACCUGCAGAUUUGGCAGCCAUCGGUGAACUACUGGCCAAACUGCGAGAUGUGAUACGGAGCAUAAAGUACACGCACGAGAUACAGGAUCAGGUGACGAUUUCGAGCGGAGAUGGUCUGGAUUCUAGACUACUGCCCCACUUUCCGCAAACUGCGGUGGGCGGCAUUAGUGAUCUCCUCACUGUGUUCCCUGAUGAAGCAAAAGCCGGUGCAUUCAUCCUGCCUCGCUUCUGGCCAGCCGCUUGGAUCGGAAAUGCGUUGAACAAUGAACAGACGCAAUCGUUCCAGUCCCUGGCCAAGCAGCUUGGGCUCAACCUCGAGUUGCAGCUAACCAAGAACGCCCAGCAGCUGUCAGAGUACGAACUGAGCGACGUAUCUAGCGGGUCAGCGCGGUUCCUUUCUUCCAACGGGUCCGUCAUCGUCCCGAUCGAGAUGGGCGCAACGCAGCCCGUGCCGCUGUCAUCCAACAGCAUCGGAAGCUAUGGCGGGACGUUCGUCCACACGCCGCGAUACAGGGAUGUCAUCUCUCGGAUCGCGCAAGCCCAUGCUUUAGGAGCAGACAUGUGUCUCGUAGGCCCGAAAGGCAGCGGCAAGACCACUGCCAUCAUGCGCUUUGCGGCACUGUUUGGAUUCGAAACCGAGACGCUGCACAUGUACCGCGACAUGACAGCGAGGGACGUGCUGCAACGGCGCGGCACACGCAGCGACGGCAGCACGUUCUGGGAAAACUCGGGCCUAGUGCGCGCGGCGCUAGAGGGAAAGAUUGCAGUGCUCGAUGGCUUGCAUUGGGUACGUGCCGGCACUAUCGCGGCUCUGCAGCGUCUCGUGCAGGAUAGGGAAGCGUUCUUGCCUGACGGUACCAUCUUGACGAGCGCGGAGAACUUUGGAUUUCUUAAAGAGCGCAUGGGCCAGUCGACUGAGCAGCUCAAUGCGGCUGGAGUCUUCAGCAUCCACCCCGCUUUCCGGAUCAUCGCCACGUCCAGCGUCGUUUUGCAUCACAAGGCGCAGAAGCAGGAUCUCGCCUGGCUGACCGAGGAGAUUGGCGCCAUGUUCCAGUUCAUCGAAGUGGGCUCCAUGACGCUUGCUGAGGAAGCCGCUCUUUUGCAGACAUUGACGGGAUGCCCGCAAGGACCGCUGAAGCAGCUGCUGAACUUUGCAGCCAAGUUCCGGCAACUGGCCGAGGGCGGGGGCUCGGGGCACGAAACCGUGCUUGCGAAAUCUGCUUCCUUGUCCACUCGACAGCUACUCCGGAUCUGUCGCCGGGUAGCCAAACACCCCGACGAAAGCCUCUACACCGCUAUUCACCGCACCUGUCUCAGCCCGUUCCUCCCGCAACUGGCGCGCCAAGCUUUGGAAGACGUUCUGAUCGAAUGUGGGAUUUCACCCGUCAAACAGCCCACGAUCCACAGCAUCACCACCUCUCUAUCCACUGUGAGUUUCGGCGACGUUCAUGUACCCAGAUAUACUGUGCGCGCCGACGACGCCGAGGCACGAGCCCUCAUCCCGCAAACAACAGCAGGUGGGCCAGGGUUCUUCGACAAUGAGGUGCACACGCGAAUCAUGAGAGAGAUCGCGAUCGACUUUUCCCUCGGCGAGCACCUGCUGCUCAUCGGAAACCAAGGCGUGGGCAAGAACCGCCUUACGGACCGCUUCCUGGAGUUGAUAGGCCGGCCUCGUGAAUACGUCCAGCUGCAUCGAGACACCACCGUGCAAUCGCUGACUGUGCAGCCCUUUGUCGAGGAUGGGGUGAUCAUCUACAAGGACAGUCCGUUGGUUCGGGCAGCCAGGAAAGGUCGCGUUCUCAUCGUCGACGAGGCUGACAAAGCGCCCGUGUACAUCACCAGCAUCCUAAAAAGCCUAGCAGAAACCGGCGAGAUGCCCUUAGCUGACGGCCGCCGCAUCCGCCCCGCCCCACUCGACCCCACCUCCAUCGACCCCACGCGUGACAUCAUCCUCCACCCCGAAUUCCAGAUUAUCGUCCUCGCCAACCGCCCCGGCUACCCCUUCCUCGGCAACGACUUCUUCGGCGCCAUCGGCGAAGUCUUCUCAUGCCACGCGGUCGAGAACCCGGACGCCGCGUCCGAGCUACAACUCCUCCGCCAGUUCGCGCCGCACGUCGACCUCGAGACGCUCUCACAGCUCGUCGGCGCGUUUGGCGAGCUGCGACGCGCGUUCGACGAUGGAUUGGUCGCAUACCCGUACUCAUUGCGCGAGCUGAUGAAUUUGUUAAAGCAUAUGCAGCGGUUCCCGGAUGAGCCGCUGGACCAGGUGUUGAGGAAUGUGUUUGAUUUUGAUGUGCAUCGGAAGGAAUUUUUUGAGGUUCUGGUUGCGGCGUUGGAGAAGCAUGGGUUGAAUGUGCGCGCGGUGGGGAUGAGGGCAUUGAAGAGGGAUGGAGAGGGUGGGGCGGAGAAGAAGUUGGAGAUCAAGUGGGAGAAGGGGAAGAGUAAGGCGCCGCCAGAGGCGUCUGGCCCGAAGCACGGAAAAGAGGAUGACCAACCUCACGUCGGCGGAAACCAAUGGGCCGGUGGCUCAGGCGGCAGCGACACAGCCGGCAUUGGCGGUCGGGCGGGCCCCUACCGCUUGCACAAAAAAGGGCAACCAAUCGUGCGCCUCCCCGACGACGUCAAAAACGACGUUCCCGAGCACGUCAAAGAAGCCGCGCGCAAGAUGGGGCGCGAGGCCCUCAUGAAACGGUUGGAGGAAAUCAAGAUGUCGACGCAUGAAGCGACGGUGUACAGGGAUAUUUACAAUAAUGUCCGCACGGAGAUUAGGCAGUUGAGGGUUAUUUUGGAGGGCGUGCAGGCGAGAGAGAAGGAGCGGACGUGGUUGCAGAAUCAGACGGAUGGGGAGCUGGAUGAGGCGAAGAUCGUGGAAGGUCUGACUGGGGAGACGGCCAUAUACAAGCGUCGCGGAGAGGAAACGCCCGAACACGGCGCGAUACAGAAGAAACCCAAGCGCCUGAAGUUUGUCUUUGACGUCAGCGCCAGCAUGUACAGUUACAAUGAACACGACGGGCGAUUGAACAGGAGUUUAGAGACUGCUCUUAUGAUCAUGGAAAGCUUGCAGUCCCUGGGGGACAAAUACGUGUACGAUAUUGUUGGUCAUUCGGGUGAUUCAGAAUGCAUCGUAUUUGUACCGCCGGGACAGCCGCCAGCGGACGAGAUGGAACGCUUGCGGGUCUUGCAAUCCAUGUCUGCGCAUUCCCAAUAUUGCUUUUCUGGAGACACGACGCUUAAGGCAACCGAACGGGCCGUGAAAGACAUAGUCAAAGACGACGCGGACGACUACUUCACCCUCGUCAUGUCUGACGCCAAUUUACGGCGAUACGGCAUCCAGCCCGCGGCGCUGGCGAAGAUCGUUGAAUCGGACCCGAAAGUCAAUGCCGCUGUGCUGUUCAUUGGAAGUCUGGGCGAGGAGGCCAAGAUUCUUACACGCAAUAUGCCUCCCGGCAAAGCCUUUGUGGCGCUCAACACUAGCGACAUUCCGAAGAUCCUCAAGGAGAUUUUCACUGCUAUUGCGUAAAUCAUUGGACCUUGUCCUCGUCGCUGCCUCAUCAGUAUAGAUGUGUAUGUAAUCUAGGUGUUAGAUGAACUUCCCGAGAUGUUAUAUAUAAGUACUCCCUUCAUUUGAUUAGAUGCUAGCUUUUGCAUUGGAUGUGAACGGGUGCUGAGCCUCCGAUAUGACUUUGCCUCAAUCAACAUGAGGACUGGUUAUACAGGAAAGGCACUACGUACAUU
Messenger RNA from Fimicolochytrium jonesii, 4847 nucleotides. Its product is annotated as AAA domain-containing protein. The record is from RefSeq and is a predicted model, not a curated record. The coding region runs from base 181 to 4632 and encodes 1483 amino acids. NCBI's taxonomy places the organism in Eukaryota, Fungi, Chytridiomycota, Chytridiomycetes, Spizellomycetales, Powellomycetaceae. Gene Ontology annotation, molecular function: ATP hydrolysis activity; ATP binding. Gene Ontology annotation, cellular component: cytoplasm. The transcript is spliced from 9 exons.